Molecule: messenger RNA, 2451 nt
Organism: Cinclus cinclus
Lineage: Eukaryota; Metazoa; Chordata; Aves; Passeriformes; Cinclidae
Gene: PRSS12
Product: serine protease 12
Exons: 13
Coding region: 1-2451 (816 amino acids)
Biological process (GO): proteolysis
Cellular component (GO): dendrite; synaptic cleft; terminal bouton
Molecular function (GO): serine-type endopeptidase activity
Source: RefSeq, a predicted model, not a curated record
AUGACAUUCGCCGGCUUCGUGGUGGCGCUGGUGAUAGGGGCGAUGCCCGGAGUCCGCGGGCCGGGGCAGGUCUCCGCCAGCCUCCCGGCCGCCCGCCCCCCGCAGCCCCCCGCCGGCUGCCCCGCCGGGGGCUUCCCCGCGGCCCAGCGCCCCUGGGCACCGGCGGCGCCCGCUCUGCCGCGGCGGGGGGCUGCGGGCCGGGCGCCGCGGGGCCGCCGCAGCUCCUGCGCCCUGCUCGGCGGCGAGGCACGGCCCGGCUGCGACCCCGGGGCCGGCCGGGGCCCGGCGGAGCGCGGCCGCGCUGACUGCGAGCGAGGGUCAGUGAGACUCCGGGGAGGCAAGAAUGAGUUUGAAGGUACAGUGGAGGUUUAUUUGAAUGGAAUCUGGGGAACAAUCUGCGGGAGCCAUUGGGACAAUAAUGAUGCAACAGUUGUAUGUCAACAGCUUGCACUUGGGGAAAAAGGUACAGCAAAACACAUACCCUUUUCUGGAUUAGGCCUUAUUCCUGUUUUCUGGAGUGAAGUGCGUUGUCGUGGUGAUGAAGAAAAUAUACUGUUAUGUGAAAAAGACACCUGGCAAGAUGGGACAUGUCCUCAAAAAACAGCAGCUGCUGUCACAUGUAGCUCCUCCCUGGGCCCUGUCUUCGCUCCGCUGCGGCUGGCUGGGGGCAGCAAUGCCCGCGAGGGAAGAGUGGAAGUCUACCACGGGGGCCAGUGGGGCACAAUCUGUGAUGACCAGUGGGAUGAUGCAGAUGCUGAAGUGGUCUGUCGGCAGCUUGGCCUUGGGGGUGUUGCCAAGGCAUGGAGCCAGGCUUACUUCGGAGAAGGCUCUGGCCCCGUGCUGCUGGAUGAAGUGCGGUGCACGGGAAAUGAACUCUCGAUAGAACAGUGCCCAAAAAGCUCCUGGCGAGAACACAACUGUGGCCACAAAGAAGAUGCUGGAGUUUCCUGCACACCUCUCACAGACGGCGCGCUGCGGCUCACAGGUGGGAAGGGCAGUCACGAGGGCCGCCUGGAGGUCUAUCACACAGGGCACUGGGGCACGGUCUGUGACGAUGGCUGGACCGAGCUGAACACCCAGGUGGUUUGCUGGCAGCUGGGAUUUAAGUACGGGAAAAGCGCAGGUAUGGAUAAAGAGAGGUACUCAGAGGAGAGCUCGGGGCCCAUCUGGUUGGACGAUGUGAUCUGCUCCGGGAAGGAGACAAACCUCCUGCAGUGCUCCCGGAGGGAGUGGGGGAAGCACGACUGCAACCAUGAGGAGGAUGUCAGACUCAUCUGCCACCCAGAAAACGACAGCCACAAGCGCUCACUUGGUCCUCCCAUCAGGCUGAUGGAUGGUGAGAAUAAGAAGGAAGGACGUGUGGAGAUUUUUAUCAAUGGCCAGUGGGGCACAAUUUGUGAUGAUGGAUGGUCUGAUAAGGAUGCAGCUGUAGUCUGCCGACAGCUUGGCUACAAAGGUCCAGCUAGAGCAAGGACAAUGGCCUAUUUUGGUGAGGGCAAAGGCCCGAUACACGUGGAUAACGUGAAGUGUACAGGAAAUGAGAGAUCCUUGGCAGACUGCAUUAAGCAGGACAUUGGGACGCACAACUGCCGGCACAGCGAGGACGCGGGGGUCAUCUGUGACCACCUAAGCAAGAAAAUCCCUGGGAACAGCAAUAAAGAUUCUCUUGCUUCUGUUUGUGGGCUGAGGUUACUCCAUCGUCGACAGAAGCGAAUAAUUGGUGGGAAAAAUUCUUUACGGGGUGGCUGGCCGUGGCAGGUGGCACUGCGGCUGAAAUCCUCUCACGGUGACGGGAGACUCCUGUGUGGUGCUACUCUCAUCAGCAGCUGCUGGGUCCUCACUGCUGCACACUGCUUUAAAAGGUACGGCAACAACACUCACAACUACGUCGUGCGGGUGGGGGACUAUCACACGCUGGUGCUGGAGGAGUACGAGGAGGAAAUCGCAGUGCAGGAGAUCGUGGUGCACAAGGAGUACAGGCCUGACAGCAGCGACUACGACAUCGCCCUGGUGCGGCUGCGGGGCCCCGAGGAGCAGUGCGCGAGGUUCAGCACCCACGUCCUGCCCGCCUGCUUGCCGCUGAGGAGGGAGCGACCGCACAAAACUGCUCCCAACUGUUUCAUCACUGGAUGGGGUGACACAGGAAGGGCUUAUUCUAGAACAUUACAACAGGCUGCCAUCCCCUUACUUCCCAAGAGGGUGUGUGAAGAGCGCUACCAAAGGAGAUUCACAGGAAGAAUGCUGUGUGCUGGAAACGUGCAGGAACAGAUACGUGUUGACAGCUGUCAGGGAGACAGCGGUGGACCGCUGAUGUGCGAGCGCCCGGGAGAAAGCUGGGUCGUGUACGGUGUGACCUCCUGGGGCUACGGCUGUGGGGUCAAAGAUUCCCCUGGUGUCUACACAAAAGUAUCAUCUUUUGUACCCUGGAUUAAAAGUGUGACCAAACUAUGA